AUGUUUUGGUCUCUUUUAAGUUUAUUAUUGUUAUUUUCCAUUGGCCAAUCAAUUCCCAUUAUUAAAAUAAAUCAUUCUAUACUAAUCGGUAUGACAAAUCGAACGAUAUUCAAUACAACACAAAAUAAAUGUAUUUGUGAAAUGUUGACAUCGAAUGGACUGAUAUCCGCAAUAAAUUAUUUUUCAAUCAAUCAAACUUGCCAACUAUUCACUUCGAAUAAUACUUCGAUUGUUGUGGAUUUUUCUUCAAUUUCAUCGUUGAUAUUUAUUAAUAGAACAGAAAUAUUAAUAACAAAAUAUAUGACAACUUCAACAACAUCAUCAACAACGUCAACUACAACAAGUGGAUGCAGUCCAAUGUUACUCAGUCAGACAAUUUAUUCAAUUGGAAAUGGAACAAACUAUGUGGCAAUAGACGAUAUUAAUGACGACAUGAAAUUAGAUAUUCUUACAGCCAAUACAGUGUCAAAUAAUAUGGGUGUGCUCCAAAAUAAAGGAAAUGGUACAUUUUAUUCCCCAACACUUUAUACAGUAGGUACUCGACCAUAUGCAGUAGCUACUGGUGACCUUAAUAACGAUAAUAAGUCUGAUGUUGCUGUUACAAAUAAUGGGGUAGCUACUAUUGGUAUUCUUAUAAAUAAAGGCAAUGGCACCUUUUAUCCUCAAUAUACUUUAUCAACUUAUGGUUCUCCAAAUCCACUUGUUAUAAUUGAUAUUAAUAAUGAUAAUCUAUCUGAUAUUCUUUAUGCGUCCUGGUAUACGGCUACUGUUAAUAUUUUCUUCAAUAAAGGUAAUGCGACAUUUUCUCCUCAAACUAGUUACACAGUUGGUACUAAUCCAUUCGUAAUUCAAGUCAUUGAUAUUAAUAAUGAUCAUUUAUUAGACAUUCUCGUAGCAAAUCAAGGUUCAAACAGUAUCAGUAUUCUUAUCAAUGGAGGAAAUGGUAGUUUUCUUCCUCAAACGAUUCUUUCAGUCGGUAGUGGUAUCGUUCCACGUGCAUUCGUAGCUGGUGAUCUAAAUGGUGACAACAUUUCUGAUAUUACUACAGCUAACGCGGAUUCAAACACCGUCAGCGUUUUCAUUAAUCGUGGCAAUGGCACGUUUUUCAAUCAAAUUAGCUAUAGCGUUCUUGGUAAACCAUUUGCAAUACAAAUACAUGAUAUGAAUUUCGAUAACAAACCUGAUGUCAUUGUUGCUAAUUAUGUUUCUAACAAUAUUGGUAUUCUCAUAAAUCAAGGUGAUGGUACGUUUUUGAAUCAAACGACUUUUUCGGUUGGAAUUAAUCCGUCAUCAUUGGUCAUCGUUGAUAUCAAUGAAGAUAAUAAGCCGGAUGUGAUUGUUACAAAUUCUGGUUCAAAUAAUGUUGGUAUACUCUUGCAUUGUUAA
This is a messenger RNA of Adineta ricciae, 1386 nucleotides long. Lineage: Eukaryota; Metazoa; Rotifera; Eurotatoria; Adinetida; Adinetidae. The record is from the annotation of a GenBank genome assembly.